UGGUUUGGCCCCCCCACGCCAUUAUGGGUCACCAUCUUUUUGGUCAGUGCGCUCUGGCACUUGUUGGAUCUUGCUUUGGUAAAGCUUUCAUCCUCGACGUAACCAGCAGUACACAGUCUCCAUCUCCAGUUCCCUGUAUCCACGAAAUUCCAUGAUCUCACCUUCCAACCAGAGUGAGUGAGAGAGGGGGCAGCUCGGGAGAUGGAGGCUGCGGCGGCCACAGCUUUUGCCGGAAGGAUCGCGCCGAAGCUCCUGGAGUUCUUAGCUGCAAAUCACAAGCUUCGGCAGAAUCUGGAGCAUGACAUCACCUACAUCCAAAGAGAGUUUGCGUUGAUUUCUGCCGCCAUUCAGCAAGACGAUGAGUGUCGCUGGAGAAACGGCGCCGUCGGUGACCAUGUGCAGAGGGCCUGGAUCCAAUUCAUACGUGACUUGGCGCACGCCAUUGAGGACUGCAUCGACCGCUUCGGGCACCGGGUGACCAUGUCUGGGACGUCGACGUGGAUCCGUCAGGCUGUCCACAGGUUGCAGACGAUGACAGUCCGCAAGGAGUUUGCCAAGGCAAUCCGCGAGCUCAAGAAGAUAUCACAGCAGUCAUCAAAGCUGAGAGAAACUUACUUCUACGCCAGCAUCAGUGCUGGCACCUCCUCUUCCUCAGUAGCGUCGUCGUCAGUGGCAUGUGACUGUGAGACGACGACACAGAUGGCGAUAGAUGACACCCUCUCAACUGGCAGGCCCUUGGGCAUCGAUGAGCCCAGGGACGAGCUUCUCGAGCUGAUCCAGCAGCAGCAACAGCAGCUCAAGGUUAUCUCCAUUGUUGGUUUCGAUGGUAUAGGCAAGACUCUCCUUGCCAAGCGUGUGUAUGACACAAUUGAGAACAAUUACGAAGCUCGGGCUUGGGUCUCUGCGGCGGAGCAAGGGGUCCCAACAAAUGUUAUCAAGGAGAUACUGCAGCAACUUGGUAUCCCCACCAAUGGUGGAGGUAACCUCAAUAAGCUCUGCACAAUCCUCAGACAAUAUCUUGGGACCAAGAGGUUCUUCAUUGUAAUCGAUGACAUGCGUACAGAAUUUUGGCAUGAUAUAAAAGAUACCUUUAUGGGGUUGAGCGGCAGAGUUCUGGUGACGACAUCCAUUCAGUCAGUAGCAAAUGCCUGCAGCAGCUCAGCCCCUCAUGAUCAUGUGUACGUAAUGAAGACUCUUGCUGAUGAACACUCGAGACUGUUGUUCUUCAAGGAAGCUUUCCAAGAUGACAAUCCGCCAGUAGAUAAGGAGGAUCAACUUGGCUCAGAAGCACUGAAGAAGUGCGAUGGUUUACCCCUUGCUCUUGUUACCACAGCCCGGUACUUGCAAAGCACAGGCAAUCCGACACGUGAAAACUGGGCAACAUUAUGCCACAACCUGGGAGCUCAUCUCCAAACAAAAGAGAUGUUAGCAAGAAUGAAGCGUGUGCUUGUCCACAGCUACACCAGCCUUGUUAAACAUGAUGUCAAGACAUGCUUGCUAUAUCUAGGUAUCUACCCUAGUGGUCGUACAGUAAGGAGAGGAAGCUUGAUAAGGAAAUGGUGCGCUGAAGGGUUUAUCCAAGGAGAUUAUAUGUGUAAUGCUCUGGAUGCUGCUAUUGACAAUUUCAAAGAGUUGGUCAACCGAUGUAUCAUUCGGCGUACAGAUGCCAAUAGGGAAAACAGCGAAGAUCAGCUGAAGACAUACCAUACUCACGGCAUGAUGCUCGAGUUCAUCCUGCACAUGUCCAAGUGUGAUAAUUUCAUUACCUUGUUAUACGAUCAGCUGGCUCCCCCGCCCCCACCCAGCAAAAUCCGUUGGCUCUCCCUCCAUGACGCAAGUGCCAGAGUAGCCAAUGAUCUAUUUCUUGUCCGGUCUCUGACAAUCUUUGGCAGGGCGCAUGAAUCUGUCUUGGAUUUUUCCAAAUAUGAACUGCUGCGAGUUUUGGAUCUAGAAGAAUGCGGUAACCACUUGGAGGACAAGCAUCUUAGGGAGAUAUGCAGUACCAUGUUGCUGCUCAGGUACCUAAGCCUCGGGUCCGCUGUUAUGAUUACAAUGCUUCCCAGAGAGAUCAAAAGGCUUCGACUUUUGGAGACGCUGGAUGUAAGAAAAACCAAGAUAGAGAUUCUGCCCACACAAGUCAUGGAGCUGCCAUGCCUGAUUCAUCUGUUUGGAAAGUUCAAGCUCCAACAAGGUGUAGGAGGUCAGAGAAUGCAUAAGCUACAGACUUGGAUAUCAAAAAAUAGCAAACUGGAAACGGUAGCAGGAUUUGUUGUGGACAAAAACAAGAGCCAGGGAUUUGAACAGCUCAUAGAGCAUAUGAAGCACUUGACAAAGGUGAAAAUAUGGUGCGAGCAGCCUACUAAUCAUUGUACGGAACUCACUGCCAGCGGCAGCGGCAGCAAGAACUACACUCAUCUCUCAAAGGCCAUCAAGGGGUUCGUCAAGAGAAGCACCGACGUGAAAAAAGCUCAUUCACUCUUACUAAAUUUCAAUGACGAAUUGUUCCAAGACUUGCUCUUAAACUUGUCCCUAGAAAAAGAAGAAGCUUCCUCCUGCUAUCUUCGCUCGCUCAAACUACAAGGGGCCAACAUAUGCAGCCUGCCUCCUUUUGUUACCAUGCUGGGUGGCAUCACUAAGCUGUGCCUUUCAUCUCCUCAUCAGCUGAGCGGGGAUAUUCUUGCUGCCCUGAGCAGAGUGCGCUGCUUGGCAUACCUGAAGCUGGUUGCAUCCCGGCUGGACAAACUCGUCAUCAUAAAAGGUGCACUUGGAAGCCUGCGAUCCCUAUGCAUCGUGGUGGAAGUCAUGACUGAGCUGGAAGUCGAAGUUGGAGCUCUGCCGCUCCUCGAGUCGCUCCAGCUGCUAUGUAAGGAUCUAAAUGGCUUUCGUGUCACAGCGAUCCAGGCUCUGCGACGCAUUAAGGAAGUCACCCUCCAUGAUGGAGUGAGCAAUGAAACAAAACAAAAGUGGAAAGAAGCAGCAAAAACCCACCCCAGACGUCCCAAGCUCUUGUUUGUUAAGAUGGCCAAAGAGGUUGAUAUGGGAAGUGAACCUGCUGACAAUUCUACGAGCUCUGUGGAGCCAACUACUCGUAUGACGUUAUCAGUGACAGUUGCCCACGAUGCCAUUUCUAAUGGACAGUCUGUAAAAGUUGAUGGUGAUGAUCUGCAACAUGACGAUGAUGAGAAAGAAGAUAUGGAGAACAUUGCUAUGCUAGAUGAUUUUGCUAGCAAAACCUGUCUGGACCCUCUGAUGAACAAGCAAAGUUUUGAACAGCAGAUGGAAGGAGUGGUAGGUUUAGAGGAUCAGCAGAUGGAAGAUGUCACUUGGUCUACUGAUCAGGCUGAUCAAAAUCCUGUGAUUUUAGUGGUGGGUGAGAAUAGAAGAAAGAGGGCUAGAACUCUUGAUGAAGACAAUUCAAUGGACAAGGUUGUAAAUAGGGUGAAGCGCAAGAAUCCAGAGGAUGUCCCAGAAACAGAGCCUACAAAGCAGACGUCACCUGGGCUCGUGGUUGUCUCUGAUGGAAAAAAUGAGGUUUUCCAUCGAAGAACAAGAUGAAGGCGAUUGGUGCCCCGGCUGGCAGAUCCAUGAUGAUGGUGUUAUUGUUUUGUCUGGAGUAGCCGUGUUUGCAAGCUUGGGUCAAUCUCGCUGGGAGGCAGUACUCGUUUGCUUUGAGUGUCAGGUUAGCGUUCGGUGUUUUAAGUAACCAUUGCUUCUGUUGCAUUGGCAACUGGUCUGUGUGUUCUGAUCCCCUGGCAUGUUUACAUGCUAAUGGUGAAUCCCCAAGGUGUUGUUUGCUACAUGGGCGGAGCAGACUGAUACGGCUAAAUGAAGAUGAUGAAGUGCUUCAAAUAAGCUUCUCCUUUUAAUCUGUACUUGUACUGCAACAUGAGUUUGUUAAACUUCAGAUAUCAAGUCUGCCGCACGUAUCUAAUGCA
Triticum aestivum (bread wheat) is the source of this 3935-nucleotide messenger RNA. RefSeq names its product disease resistance protein RGA4. Gene Ontology annotation, molecular function: ADP binding. The coding region runs from base 202 to 3555 and encodes 1117 amino acids. The record is from RefSeq and is a predicted model, not a curated record. Gene Ontology annotation, biological process: defense response to other organism. The transcript is spliced from 4 exons. Lineage: Eukaryota; Viridiplantae; Streptophyta; Magnoliopsida; Poales; Poaceae.